Closterium sp. NIES-65 is the source of this 4851-nucleotide messenger RNA. NCBI's taxonomy places the organism in Eukaryota, Viridiplantae, Streptophyta, Zygnematophyceae, Desmidiales, Closteriaceae. The record is from the annotation of a GenBank genome assembly.
AUGCCCAGCUCCAUAAUGCUUGCUCAGGACGACUGGAGGUGUCGGUCGGGAGAGACACGAGUGGUUGUGGGGCAGUGCCGAGGCAGUGUAUUCAGAGCGCUUCUCCAUCGCCCAGCCGCGCCCCACAGCAGAUGGGCGUGGUGGUGUGUGACGGCGGCGGAGAGCCGGAAACCGCACGGCUGCGAGGGGAGCGCCAGUUGGAGUGAGCGGCGCGGACUGCAGCACGCGCUACGCCCCUCGCGCGCCACCCGCACUGCCCCGUCCCCGCUCCUGCUACUACCAGCGCUUCUGGCCCUGCUGACUCUGACCCCCGCGCUCGCUGCCCCGCUUGGCAGCGUGCGGACGGGCAGGCUUGAGCGAGCGGAGUCCCAGUGGGAGAGGUGGCGGCACGCUAAAGGGGCGGUGGGGCAUGGUGCGGGGGUGCGCAAGCGCCUGUACGUUCUGCCCGCCGAGUCCAACGCGCCCCGACCGCUCGCCGCGGCGACAGCGGCUUCCCCGGCCCUUGCUGCCGCAUCCCCUGCAGCCCCCGCGACCAACAACAGUGGCGCAUCUUCCGCUUCCACCAGGCCUGAUAGUGGCGGCACGGGUGCGGGCGCAGGAGCAGCAGGAACGGCAGAGGCGGCGGCGAUCCCGGAUGACAGGGCGAGCUUGCUGCCAUGUCCCAUGGUCACCAGCGCCACGCAGGGGGGAACCGACGGGAGUGGCGGGCUUGGCGGCGUGCUGAGUCUGCUGAGGGUGGUGCAGGCAGGCGAUGGCGGCGGGGACGAGGGGGACGAGGCGGCAGGGCAGCGCGGCAGCCUAUCACGCGUGGAUCCAAUGGACGGGUUCAGGCGCUACCGAGGCCCGUACAACGUCACUGACGUGCACUACUGGGCGUCCGCAGCGUUCACUGGGUGGUGGGCGGCAGCAGUUGGCGUUAUCCUGUGCCUCCUCGGGAUUGUGCUGGUCGGCCUUAUACUCUGCUUCCGCCAACCAUUGAGUUGCUGCCACGUGGCAAUUUCAAAGAAGGGUGCAAGGGCACGUGUAGCAGCAGAAGCAGGUGGUGUGGAGGGCGCUACGGAGGCAGAGAGGGUGUCAGGAAGAGGAACGGAAAGGGGCAAAUUGACCGGAGGGCGGGCAGGCAGAGGCGAGCAGUCAGCGGUGCCAUCUGCUGCAGCUGGGGGGGCAGGUAUCGUUGAGGCCACGGGUGGGCGGCUGGAGGCAUGCGUGCAGGGCCACAAACCCAUGGCAGGCAGCUCGGGUGCUCACUGGCCCCAUGUUGACAUGUGCACAUCCCCCCCUGCAGCAUCGUGGGUGAGCGCACCAGACAUGGGCAACAGUAUCGCCAUCACCAGAUCUGCCUCCUCCUCCCUCUCCUCCUUCUCCUCCUUCUCCUCCUUCUCCUCCCCUCGCACCUCCUCUGCUUCCUCAGCCACCCGCCCCUCCGUCUCCUCCUCCCUCUCCUCCUCCUCAUCUGCUUCUUCCUCUGCGCCUUUCCUGUCUCUAUCCAGCGCUGAUUCUGCUCCAAUCGGCCUUCGCCACGUGGCGUCUGAGCUGUCAGUCCCUUGGGAGGGGGAGGAGUGUGAGGCAUGGGGGCAGGAGGAGAAGAAGCCUUGUCAACGGGGGGCGGAGGAGGGGAUUAGCAAUACGAGCGGCAGCAACAGUGUGGCAACGGCACCAAGGGGAACAGGGGCAAGUCGGGAAGCAGGAGGGGUGGGCGCAGAGGGAAGGGAGAAGACGGGGUGGGGGCGAGCGGUGCGAUUGGGGUGGCAGGUGGUGCGGUGGGUGUUGCUUGCUGCGAGCCUGCUGUUGGCCAUUGCGGCGGUGGGCGUGGCGCUGUACGCGAGUGCAUCGUUCCGCCCCAUAGCCGUGCACACCAGGGACUCUGUCAUCACCAGCAUUGCUGCUGCCAUCAAUAAGCUGGACCACAUGGCGGGCACGCUGACAGCAGCGUACGCGGUGUUCAACCGCACCCUCUCCGACCCCUCGCUGCUGCUGCCUGCUCAGCCGCCACCACCGCAGGUGCAGGCGCAGCAGAAGCAGCAGAUGGGCUCUGCAUGGGCAGCACCCGAGAGUGGCGGCGGCGCUUCAGGGAGCAGCGUGCAGGCAGGCGACGCUGGUGGUGCACGCAGCAGCACCAAUGGUCCGUGUGGUAGCAGCAGCGGCGGCAAUGGCACAGCAGGAGGGUCGCAGCAAGGCUGGGGGAACGCGGUGGGGCGAGUGGGGGGUGAGGGCAGCGGCAACGGCAGCAUGGACGCGGCGUCAAUACUGGUGUUUGCUCGGCGUGCUCUGGUGUCGGUGCACACACUGCAGCGCCAGGCGCACAAGCUGGAGGGCACGGUGGAGCGCGUGGCACAAAGGGCCUUCUCCAUCACCACCACCACUCUCAUAUCGCUCAUGGCUGCUUCCUGCCUGCUGCUGCUGCUCUCCGCUAUCUCCGCUCUUGGGGCGUGCAGGGGCAGGCGGCAGUGCCUGGCUGUGCACCUCCUGAGCAUGGCGGUGCUGCUCGCGCUGCUGCUCGUCGCGUGGCUGCUCGCGGCCGUCUUCUCCUCUGCGCGUGUCAUGCUGCGCGACUCCUGCGCCGAGAUGGCUCUCUACGCCGCCAGCCCCGCCGCCUCGACACUCGCGCCGCUGCUGCCCUGCAUCAACCCGCGCGCGGCGCGCAUCGCGCGGGUGAACGCGGCGCGCGGCGCGAACCAGCUGGUGGGGUUCGCCAAUGCGCAGAUCGAGAGCGGCAACGCGGCGCUGGGCGGGCUCGCCCGCAUGCUGCGCUCCGCUGGGCUCCUGGAGACCAGCGCUCCGGGGGGAGGCGAUGCCAGUGGCGCGGGUGGCGGCGGCACGGCUGUGGCGAGCAGUGCGGUGGAAGGGGCAGGAGGGGCUGCGCGCGCAGGGGGGCUGAGAGGGCGCGGGUCGAGCAUGGGCAUGGUUAGCAGCAGCAGCGUUGCGGAGGCGGGUUCAGGAGGAGGGAAUAGUGAAGCUGCUGUGCCUGACGCAGCGGCACGCACAGAGCAGAGCAGCACCGCCUUGAGCCCUGGCGGCAACAGCAGCAGCAGCAGCAGCAGCAGUGGAGAGGAUCGUGUAAUUCCGCUGCUGUGCCCGGUGUUCAACGAGAGCAGCAACCUCGCUCCCGCUGUGUGCCCUGCCGGAUACGGUUCUGUGCGCUCCUUCGAACAGGACUACGCCGCAUACCACUGUGAGUCAGAGAACCCUGUUAUCUGUGUGCGGCGAGGCACGCCCAUCCCCAACUCCUCCUACCACCUGCUUGCCAGUGCUGCUGCUGCCACGGCAAGUGUGGCGGACCUGGUGCCCGACAUGUAUGACCUGGCCACGUGUCAAUUCCUCGUUGACCUAUUCCACGACCUCUCCUCCAGCCCGCAAGGCUGCUAUGGAGCCAAGAGCAAGGUGCAACUGGAGUGGGUGGCGUUUAUUAUUUGUGUGAUAAUGGCAGGAGGCGGCAUGGUUCCUGUGUCGCCGGGCUCGCACCAGUUCAACGGGAGAGUGACGGCGUACGUCAUCCUCUCCAGCCUCGUGGCCGCGAGCGGCGGGCUGCUGUUUGGCUAUGACAUCGGCAUCACAGGCGGGGUGACCAACAUGGAUGGAUUUCUAGAGGCAUUUUUCCCCGCAGUGCUGACGAAGAAGCUCUCGGCGCACGAGAACUCGUGGUGCAAGUUCGACUCGCAGCUGCUACAGCUCUUCACGUCCUCGCUCUUCAUCGCCGGCAUCUUCGGCGGGCUCAUCGCGUCCGUCACCACGUCGCGCUUCGGCAGAGUGCGCACGAUGCUGGUGGGCGGCAUCUUCUUUCUUCUCGGCGCCGCGCUCACAGGAGCAGCCGUCAACAUCGAGAUGCUCGCCGUGCCUCUGUAUCUCUCGGAAAUGGCACCGGCGCAGCUGCGCGGCGCGCUGAACAUGAUGUUUCAGAUGGCGACGACGCUGGGCAUCGUGGGCGGGCAGCUCAUCAACUACGGCACGGCGCACCUCCACCCCUGGGGUUGGCGCCUCUCGCUCGCGCUCGCUGCCGUGCCUGCCGCCGUGCUGACGGCGGGAGGCUUGUUCCUUCCGGACACGCCCAACAGUCUCGUGGAGCGCGGCCAUGCAACCUGCGGCCGCCAGGUGUUGCAGCGGAUUCGCGGCAUUGAAGUGGACGUGCAGCAGCUGACGGGCAUCAACGCCAUCAUGUUCUACGUCACGCCGCUCUUCCAGUCGCUCGGCUUCGGUGACAGCGCGUCGCUGCUCACCACCGUCAUCACGGGCGCCGUUAACGUCGUGGCCACGCUCGUCUCCAUCCUCACCGUCGACCGCUUCGGCCGCAAGUCGCUCUUCCUCGUCGGCGGUGUGCAGAUGGUCCUCGCGCAGGUAGCGAUCGGCGUGCUGCUGGGCACGACGUACGCGAGUGGGACGGGCAGCCUGUCGAGCGGGUACGCGACGGCUGUGGUGGUGGUGAUCUGCGUGUACGUGGCGGGGUUCGCGUGGUCGUGGGGCCCGCUGGGGUGGCUGGUGCCGUCGGAGAUCCAGCCGCUGGAGACGCGGUCGGCGGGGCAGAGCAUCACGGUGGCCGUCAACUUCAUCUUCACCUUCGCCGUGGGGCAGGCCUUCCUCUCCAUGCUCUGCCACUUCAAGUUUGGGAUUUUCCUCUUCUUCGCGGCAUGGGUCGUGGUGAUGACUGUCUGCGUGAUACUCUUCCUGCCCGAGACCAAGGGCGUGCCCAUCGAGGAGAUGGCGGGUGUGUGGCAGCGCCACUGGUUCUGGAAGCGGGUGGUGCCUACUCCUGCGCUGGAGGGUGAAACUAGCAAGGCAGAAAAAGGAGACAAGAAUCAGGCUGUCAGUGCAAGCAGCAAUGGUGCCAUGGAGAAGGCAGUUGUCUCAGAUGUAUGA